AUGGCCGAUAAGCAAACCCACUUGAACGGUGCAUACUACGGUCCCGCCAUUCCACCACCGGCGGAGCAACACCGCCACGGCCACCACCACCACCACCACGGCAGAAGCUGUUGUUGCUGCCUCUUGGGCAUCUUCUGGAAGCUUCUCAUUGCAUUUGUUGUCCUUGUUGGCCUUGUAAUCCUCAUAUUCUUUCUCGUGGUUCAACCCCGCGCUUUCAAGUUCUCUGUCACUGAAGCCCAACUAACCCAAUUUGACUACACCAACAACAACAACAACAACCUACGCUAUAACAUGGUGCUCAACUUCACCGUUCGCAACCCCAACAAAAAGUUGAGCAUAUACUAUGACAAAGUGGAGGCAUUGGCAUUCUACGAGGGAUCAAGGUUCGCCAGUUCUGACGUCAUCACGAACAUGAACUCCUUCCGACAGUACAAGAAGAGCACAGACACAAUGAGCGGCGUUUUCUCAGGGCAACAACUGCUUCUGCUCGACAAUGAUCAGGUCUCAGAUUUCAACAAAGACAAGAGUGUUGGGGUUUAUGACAUUCAUGUGAAGCUCUAUUUCAGGAUUAGGUUCAGGCUCGGAGACUCCAUUACCCGAACCAUUAAGCCCAAGGUCAAAUGUGACCUCAAAGUUCCCUUGAGUUCUAACACAACCUUCACUUUCUUUGAGACCACCAAUUGUGAUGUUGAUUUCUAG
Messenger RNA from Gastrolobium bilobum, 699 nucleotides. RefSeq names its product NDR1/HIN1-like protein 10. The transcript has a single exon. Gene Ontology annotation, biological process: defense response to other organism. The record is from RefSeq and is a predicted model, not a curated record. The coding region runs from base 1 to 699 and encodes 232 amino acids. Lineage: Eukaryota; Viridiplantae; Streptophyta; Magnoliopsida; Fabales; Fabaceae.